GUCAGUCGCGCUACAGCGAUCGAGUGUCACGAUCGAUAAGAGGGCAAAACAAGAGUGGACUCCAAAAUAGGAAUAAAUACCAUCGAAAGGAUAAAGUGCUAGAGUUACAGCCACAGCAUGGAUCGGGACCGGGACGAGGCAUCCGUCUCGACCAGCGAUGCAAAGUCUGGGGAGGAAAUACCAGUGGCCGCUGGCCUGGAGCCCACCGAGCCGAUCAGCUUCUGGCAACUGUUUCGCUUCUCCACAUAUUGCGAACUCUUUUGGCUCUUCAUCGGCUUCUUUAUGUGCUGCAUCAAGGCGCUGACGCUGCCCGCUGUGGUCAUUGUCUACAGUGAGUUUACGGCCAUGUUGGUGGAUCGUGCCAUGCAAGUGGGCACCAGCUCAACGGUGCAUGCCCUGCCCAUUUUCGGGGGCGGCAAGAAACUAACGAAUGCCACACGCGAAGAGAAUAAUGAGGCUCUGUACGAUGACUCGAUAUCGUAUGGCAUCCUGCUCACUAUAGUCUCGUUGAUCAUGUUCAUAUCGGGCAUAUUUUCGGUGGACAUCUUCAACUUUGUUGCCCUGAGGCAGGUGACGCGCAUGCGCAUCAAGCUCUUCGAGUCGGUGAUGCGACAGGACAUUGGCUGGCACGAUCUGGCCACCAAGCAGAACUUUGCACAGAGCAUGAUCGAUGACAUUGAGAAGAUACGCGAUGGCAUCUCGGAGAAGGUGGGCCACUUUCUCUAUUUGGUGGUGGGCUUCAUCAUAACGGUGGGCAUAUCCUUUGGCUACGGCUGGAAGCUGACGCUGGCUGUGAGCUGCUAUAUACCGCUGGUCAUCGCCGUCAACUACUACGUGGGCAAGACCCAAGGCAAGCUAACGGCACGCGAGCAGGAGUCGUAUGCAGGCGCAGGCAAUCUGGCAGAGGAGAUCCUUAGUGCCAUACGCACCGUGGUCUCCUUCGGCGGCGAGAAGCACGAAGUGGAGCGCUUUGAAAACUUCCUGGUGCCCGCCCGCAAGGCCAGCCAAUGGAAGGGCGCCUUCUCGGGCCUGAGCGAUGCCAUUCUGAAGUCGAUGCUCUUUCUCUCCUGUGCGGGCGCGUUUUGGUAUGGUGUGAAUCUCAUCAUAGACGAUCGUUUUGUGGAGGACAAGGAAUACACGCCAGCCAUUCUAAUGAUUGCCUUCUUUGGCAUCAUUGUGGGCGCGGAUAAUAUAGCCCGCACGGCGCCGUUCCUCGAGUCAUUUGCCACCGCGCGUGGCUGUGCCACUAACUUGUUCAAGGUCAUUGAUCUGCCCUCGAAAAUCGAUCCCCUGUCCACGGAUGGCAAGCUUUUGAACUAUGGCCUGCGCGGCGAUAUUGAGUUCCAGGAUGUCUUCUUUCGCUAUCCUUCGCGCCCAGAGAUUAUUGUGCAUCGCGGCUUGAAUAUCAAGAUCAGAGCGGGUCAAACGGUGGCUCUAGUGGGUUCCUCGGGCUGUGGUAAGUCCACUUGCAUACAGCUAUUGCAGCGCUUCUAUGAUCCCGUCUUUGGCGCUGUGCUUCUGGAUGAGCUGGACAUACGCAAAUAUAAUAUUCAGUGGCUGCGCUCGAAUAUUGCUGUGGUCGGACAGGAGCCGGUGCUGUUCAUGGGCACCAUAGGUCAAAACAUUAGCUAUGGCAAACCGAAUGCCACGCAGAAGGAAAUCGAAGCAGCGGCCACCCAAGCCGGUGCUCAUGACUUCAUUAGUCAGCUGCCAGAGAGCUAUCGCACUAUGAUUGGCGAGCGUGGCUCCCAACUGUCUGGCGGCCAAAAGCAACGCAUUGCCAUUGCUCGAGCCCUGAUACAGAAUCCAAAGAUCUUAUUGCUGGAUGAGGCCACCUCGGCCUUGGACUACAACUCCGAGAAACUGGUGCAACAGGCGCUGGACCUGGCCAGCAAAGGACGCACCACAAUUGUGGUAUCCCACAGACUGUCUGCCAUUCGGGGUGCAGAUAAAAUCGUUUUUAUAAACGAGGGCAAGGUGCUGGAGGAGGGCUCACAUGAUGAUCUGAUGGCCUUGGAGGGCGCCUACUACAACAUGGUCAAGGCAGGUGACUUCAAGAUGCCGGAGGACCAAGAAAACGAAGAGAAUAUAGACGAGGCAAAGCGCAAGAGUCUAGCGCUGUACGAAAAGUCAUUUGAGACAAGUCCGCUCAAUUUCGAGAAGAAUCAGAAGAACAGCGUGCAGUUCGAGGAGCCGAUUGUGAAGUUCAUCAAGGACAGCAACAAGGAGAAGGAGAUUGUGCCAGCGCAGAAGCCUCAAUUCUUUAAGAUCUUUGCAAGAAUCGUAGGUCUAGCGCGUCCCGAGUGGUGCUACCUGAUAUUCGGCGGCAUUUCGGCCAUUGCUGUGGGCUGUCUCUAUCCGGCCUUCUCCAUCAUCUUUGGCGAGUUCUACGCCGCUCUCGCUGAGCGGGACGAGGAGGUGGCGCUCAGUCGCACUGCGGUGCUCUCCUGGGCUUGCUUGGGCAUCGCUGUGAUCACCGGCCUGAUCUGCUUUCUGCAGACCUAUCUCUUUAAUUACGCCGGCGUCUGGCUGACCACACGUGUGCGCGCGAUGACCUUUAAGGCGAUGCUCAGCCAGGAGAUCGGCUGGUUCGAUGAGGAACAGAACUCGGUAGGCGCGCUCUCAGCGCGCUUAUCUGGCGAGGCAGCCGGCGUGCAGGGUGCCAUUGGCUAUCCGCUGAGCGGCAUGAUUCAAGCUCUAGCGAACUUCAUUUCGGGCGUAUCGGUUUCCAUGUACUAUAAUUGGAAGCUGGCGUUGCUGUGUCUGGCCAACUGCCCCAUUAUUGUGGGCUCGGUCAUACUAGAGGCGAAAAUGAUGUCGAAUGCCUUGAUCAGAGAGAAACAAGUCUUAGAGGAGGCCUCUCGCAUUGCCACUGAGUCCAUUACGAAUGUGCGAACGAUCGCUGGCCUGCGACGCGAGGCAGAGGUCAUUAAGCAAUACUCGGAAGAGAUUCAGCGUGUGGAGAUUCUCAUUCGACAGAAGCUGCGCUGGCGUGGAGUCCUCAACUCCACCAUGCAGGCUUCGGCCUUCUUUGCCUACGCCGUGGCGCUCUGCUACGGCGGUGUUUUGGUCUCCGAGGGUCAGGUGCCCUUCCAGGAUAUUAUCAAGGUAUCUGAGACACUGCUCUAUGGCUCCAUGAUGUUGGCCCAAUCGCUGGCCUUUACACCUGCCUUUACCGCCGCCUUGGUCGCUGGCCAUCGCCUGUUCCAGAUCCUGGAUCGCAAGCCGCGCAUUGUCUCGCCCAUGGGCACUAUCAAGAAUACGCUGGCCAAGCAACUGAAUCUCUUUGAGGGCGUGCGAUAUCGCGGCAUCGAAUUCCGUUAUCCCACGCGACCGGAUGAUAAGAUUCUGAAUGGCCUGGACUUGGAGGUGCUGCAGGGUCAAACGGUGGCCCUGGUUGGGCAUUCGGGGUGCGGCAAGUCCACAUGCGUGCAGCUGCUGCAACGUUACUACGAUCCAGAUGAGGGCAGCAUUCACAUUGAUCAAGAUGACAUUCAGCACGAUCUAACACUGGAUGGCGUACGCCGUAAGCUGGGCAUUGUCUCACAGGAGCCGUCGCUCUUUGAGCGCACCAUUGCCGAGAACAUUGCCUUCGGGGACAACCGUCGCACUGUGCCCAUGGCGGAGAUAAUUGCAGCGGCCAAGAGCGCCAAUGCACACAGUUUCAUCAUCUCGUUGCCCAAUGGCUACGAAACGCGCAUGGGAGCACGAGGCACGCAGCUGUCCGGUGGCCAGAAGCAACGCGUGGCCAUCGCUCGUGCUCUGGUAAGGAACCCACAGAUCCUAUUGCUGGACGAGGCCACUUCAGCUCUGGACUUGCAAGGCGAACGAUUGGUUCAGCAAGCUUUGGACUCGGCCUGCUCUGGACGCACCUGCAUUGUGAUUGCCCAUCGCCUCUCGACAAUUCAAAAUGCUGACGUCAUUUGUGUGGUGCAGGGCGGCAGAGUUGUGGAGCAAGGCACACAUUUGCAGCUGAUUGCCCAGCGCGGUAUCUAUGCCAAGCUGCACAGGACCCAAAAGGAUCAUUGAGAUUUUACUUUUGAGAUUUUUAUA
This is a messenger RNA of Drosophila navojoa, 4053 nucleotides long. RefSeq names its product Multi drug resistance 65 (gene Mdr65). Lineage: Eukaryota; Metazoa; Arthropoda; Insecta; Diptera; Drosophilidae. Gene Ontology annotation, cellular component: mitochondrial inner membrane. Gene Ontology annotation, biological process: oligopeptide export from mitochondrion. The record is from RefSeq and is a predicted model, not a curated record. Gene Ontology annotation, molecular function: ABC-type oligopeptide transporter activity; ATP hydrolysis activity; ATP binding.